Messenger RNA from Naegleria fowleri, 2769 nucleotides. RefSeq lists its product as uncharacterized. Lineage: Eukaryota; Heterolobosea; Eutetramitea; Acrasida; Naegleriidae. The record is from RefSeq and is a predicted model, not a curated record. Bases 1 to 2769 code for a protein of 922 amino acids. The transcript has 6 exons. Gene Ontology annotation, biological process: cAMP biosynthetic process; intracellular signal transduction.
AUGACUCACCCUCCUUCCGGUCCUCGCAAAGCAUUGACCAGUAAUAGGGUGUACCCAGCAGAUGCACCCCUACAGAAUCCUCAUCAUGACAAUGAUACAGUGCUACGAGUAGCAACACCAGGUGCAGAGGGGGAACCUCCGCAUACACAACCACAACAACAAAAUCAUAACAUGAAUGAUGAAUAUCUAUUUACUAAAGCAAAAACAAUGACAAAGCUCCAUGAGUCUACUAGUCAAGAAAAAUCCCGAGGUUGGCUUGCCAAAUCUUUAACGCGAACCAUUCUGAAAGGAUUUGGUUCAUCGACGAGUGUAAAUGAAUUAAUUGAUGAUUUUACAAUAGAAAACGAUUUAGUAGCCAAGUCAAGAACGUUUAGCAGUAGUAUAGUAUCAUCAUCUGCUUCCAACUUUGAAGAGAUGAGCAAAAGUAAUUCGUUGUGUGUGCAUUGCAGCUUUCGAUGCCUGCUUGUUUCAACCAUGUUGAUCAUGAUCAUCAUUCCCGUAUUGACUCUAGUUUUACUUUCAAUAGGGUUUUCAGUGCUUGCAUCCAAUGACGUGAAGAUGCAGGUAAUUAUUCAGAGUUAUCGGAGAGCUCAUAGUUAUGUUGACGAUUUCUUGUGGGUUUGCAUGGAGGCUACAUAUUCGCUAAAGAAUGCAAUCUUUAAAAUGUAUUUUAUGAAGAAAAGUAGCAUUGAUAUUAAUGAGGUCAACAUGUAUAGCCCUCAAGUUUUUGAGAACUUGAUGAAAAUUCUUGCUGUCAGCCAUCAGCAAUACAUUGGAAAGAUUUACCUUCUGGAUUUUACUCCACCGACUGGAGAUUAUAUUUAUGUCGACACUGGUUACCAAGUGAUGGAGCCGUUGGACAACGAAACAGAGCCCAUGUUUGAACCAAGACAAGAAGUGUUUCAUAUUACUCAACCUGACAAUGAAACUUCUUUACAAACAACCUACUAUUUCACAAUGUUCGGAAAUAGGAGAACUGUCUCUUUAGACGAACCAACCUCACAUUGGGACCCUAGAAACGACGAAUACUAUUAUCUCUCUCAAAUUUAUGACGAAGCAUUGAUACCUUUAGAUGUUCAAUGGCAAGGAGAAACUAUCGAACAACGAGUGUACACUUGCUUUCAAGCGAAUAUUUAUUCACCACAUAACUCCCAUUUCAUUGGAGUCACAAGCAUUAAUGUUAAUAUAGAAUAUUUAGCCAACUUUGUAAGAUCAUUCUAUGUCUCACCUAGGUCAUUUGUUGCCAUUAUUGAAAUGUUUCACCGUGAGGACGGUAUUCAUAAACGAGUGAUUGGAUUCAAAAAUGCUUCUUCCAUUGCCAUAUAUGAUCCAAGUUUGGAGUACGAGUAUAGAAUUGCUGAUGAGUGGGAAAUAGGUGAUCCCUUAUUGAGACAUGUGGUGAUCAACAUUAUUCCUGCCAAAAUAUCUGGCUAUUCUUUGUACAAGGACACUUCCUAUCCAGAUGCUCAUGUUCAAACGUUUUUGUUUGAAGGAGAAGAGUAUAUAGUAUCCCAUGGAGUUGUCAACAGAACAAUUUCCCUUAACAUGCAAUGGAUUGUAGUAGUUGUUGCUCCAGAAACAGAUUUCACCAGUAACGUUUUCAUGUUGGCUGGUGUUAAUGUCGGUAUAUCUGUUUUAUGCCUCUUUGCAAGCUUGUUUUUCAGCUUUAUAUUUUCAAGAGCUGUUUCGAAACCACUAACCUAUUUUUCAAGUGAAAGCAAGGCAAUUUCAAAUUUAGAGAUCAAUAAGGGAAAGCCAUUUCAUUCAGCAAUCAAGGAAGUUUUAGAGCUGUCGACUGCCUUUGAAAACAUGAAGAUGGCAUUACGUUCAUUUAAAAAAUUUGUUCCAAGUGAGCUUGUGAGAGAAAUGCUUCAAAAAGGAAAUGAAAUUAAUUUAGGAGGAAAAUUGGUGAACAACUUGACCAUAUUCUUUUCUGACAUUGAAAAUUUUACGACUUUAAGUGAGGAGCUCGAACCACCGAUUCUUAUCAAGCAAUUGUCAGAAUAUUUUCAUGUUCUCACUGAAGAAAUUAUUUUAGAAAAAGGAACCUUAGAUAAAUAUAUCGGAGAUUCUGUCAUGGGUUUCUGGGGUGCUCCACAGUACUCGACUCUCUCAGGAAUUAGAGCGUGUAAGGCAUCAUUGAGAUGUCAAAUGCGAAUGGAUGAGUUGAGAAAGAAAUGGGCUAAAGAGAAAAAGCCCUUAAUGAGAUGUAGAAUAGGAAUUCACAGUGGUUCUUGUAUUGUUGGAAACUUUGGAUCCAGAUGGAGACUCAACUACACAAUCAUUGGUGACAGCGUAAAUCUUGCUUCUCGAUUAGAAGGUACCAACAAAUUUUAUAAUACGCAAAUUAUUGUUUCAGAAGAUACAUACUUGAGGCCGUAUGUGUCAGAACAAUUAGAGUUUAGAAAACUUGACAAAAUCAGUGUGAAAGGGAAAUCAAUUGGAUGCGUGAUAUACGAGCUUCUUGGAAGGAAGAAAGAAUUACCCCCUAUUGCGACAAUACUGAAUGAAGAGACGUCAGAAAUUGCUAAAGAUCAAAGACCUUUACCUCUUGUAAAUGAGGAAAUGUUACAAAUGCGUUCUGUGUAUGAUGCUGCUUUGAAAAACUACUUGAUGGGAAACUUUAGUGAUGCUGCUGUGCAAUUUGAAGAGUGUUUAAAAUUAAUGCCGAACGAUGGACCGGCAGCAACUAUGCUUGCACGUUCGCAACACUUCUCAACUCAUAGACCAAGUAACUGGGAUGGAGUAUAUCACAACGUUGAAAAGUAG